GGCGCUAGUUGUCACAAACAGGAAGUUUACAUACUUCAACAGAUGCCAAGUGAUUUCUGCUUCACUUUGUUUACAUCUCGAUCCUUUUGUCUCUCCGUUCCUCUCUUGUUUACAUAACAAGCGACAUUGUUCUUUGUUGAAGGCACUCAUUAAAGAAUGACUGCUUACAGGAAACUAAAUUCCUCCGUUAAACCCAACCGACGUUAUGGCUUUAAAAGACGCUGUCUCUCCCUUUUUGGCCGAUUCAUAUUUCUGUCGGUCAUCGCAAUAACGUUGUUGCUGACCAUCGGCCUUCUCUACAUCUACGCCACAUAUCCACCUCACGCUUCUUGCACAAUCAAAUGGACUUUUGACAGCAAUUGUACCUACAUCAACUACAAGAUAGCAAACCAGAUCAUAUCUUGGAACGAUGCAGACUGCGGAACUGGAAUGAAAUGUCUGUACUCCCUCUCGUCUCAUAACGCCAGUCUCAUCUUAGGUUCCCAUAAAACACCAAAAUGGCAUUUUACUGAUUCUUUCUAUUUUGCCUUUGCUCCUGACAACUCAACAUGUUACGUGGAGGGAGUUUCAUCCUCUGAUUCUUGGUUUGCUCUGCUGGAUUUUGGCGUCAACUACUGUAAUCUCCAUAAUGUGAUAACAGGGAGUGGCAUUGACACUUUAGAUGGUUACACAGAAUUCACCGAGAACAGUGUCUGCACGUUGUAUACUUCCAGAAAUUGCGAUAAAUAUUGAUGUUCUAGUAACCAGUGGUGUUUCUAUGAAUGUGUUUAAACACUCACUCACACCUAUAUAUAUGUGUGUGUGUGCAUAUCUAUAAUAUACAUAAUGUGAGUUUAAUAAAUGUAUACAUACAUAUAUAUAUAUGUAUGUGUAUAUAUGCUUUUUUUCUAUGAGUUUUUUUACAAAGAAUCCUGUAUGUACGUCGAAAAGAAAAGCAAUAAAGUAUUUGUAUGUUAUUUUAUAAA
Octopus bimaculoides (California two-spot octopus) is the source of this 965-nucleotide messenger RNA. RefSeq lists its product as uncharacterized. Lineage: Eukaryota; Metazoa; Mollusca; Cephalopoda; Octopoda; Octopodidae. The record is from RefSeq and is a predicted model, not a curated record.